This is a messenger RNA of Girardinichthys multiradiatus, 4282 nucleotides long. RefSeq names its product WD repeat domain 47a (gene wdr47a). The coding region runs from base 285 to 3029 and encodes 914 amino acids. The record is from RefSeq and is a predicted model, not a curated record. NCBI's taxonomy places the organism in Eukaryota, Metazoa, Chordata, Actinopteri, Cyprinodontiformes, Goodeidae. The transcript has 17 exons. Gene Ontology annotation, molecular function: protein binding.
CCAGAGACCGCAGUUAGAGAGCGCAGCGGCGGAGAAAGAUCCAGCUAGAGGAGGGGACACAGACACGGAGGAGCAACACAGACUCUGCUGCCGGGGACAACCGUGACACCGCCUGUGAACAGCGCGGAAACACACCGGGGUCGGCGUUUUCAUCCCAUGUAUUUUUAGAAGCAGCCUGCUGCAGUCGACUCAGGCUGUUGUUCUUCCUACCUUCUUGAAAGGCUAAAGAAAAUAUAUCGCAGGACAGCUAAAACGUUUCCUUGCUCCUUUCCAGCGUGAUCACCAUGACAGCUGAAGAAACCAUUAAUGUGAAGGAGGUGGAGAUCAUCAAGGUGGUCCUGGACUUUCUCCACUCCAGGAAGCUGCACAUCAGCAUGCUCGCCUUGGAGAAGGAGAGCGGCGUCAUCAAUGGACUCUACUCGGACGACAUGUUGUUCCUCAGGCAGCUGAUCCUUGAUGGCCAGUGGGAUGAGGUCCUGCAGUUCAUUCAGCCCCUUGAGUGCAUGGAUAAGUUUGACAGAAAAAGGUUUCGUUACAUCAUCCUGAAGCAGAAGUUUCUGGAGGCUCUGUGUGUGAAUAAUGCCAUGUCUGCAGAAGACGAGCCACAGCAUCUGGAGUUCACCAUGCAGGAAGCGGUGAAGUGCCUCCACGCUCUGGAAGAGUUCUGCCCGUCUAAAGACGACUACAGCAAACUGUGUCUGCUGCUGACGCUGCCUCGCCUCACAAACCAUGCUGAGUUCAAGGACUGGAAUCCCAGCACAGCCAGAGUGCAGUGCUUUGAGGAGGCCUGUAACAUGGUGGCAGAGUUUAUCCCUGCAGACAGGAAACUGAGUGAAGCUGGUUUUAAGGCCAGCGGGGAUCGACUUUUUCAGCUGCUCCUCAAAGGAGUCCUGUAUGAAUGCUGUGUGGAGUUCUGCCAGAGCAAGGCGACAGGUGAGGAGAUAACAGAGAGUGAGGUCCUUCUGGGUGUCGACAUGCUGUGCGGUAAUGGCUGUGAUGAUCUGGACCUGUCGCUGCUCUCCUGGAUGCAGAACCUCUCCCACAGCGUCUUCACCUGCGCCUUCGAACAAAAGCAGCUCAACAUCCACGUCGACCGCUUGGUCAAGCCGGCUAAGACCGGCUACGCCGACCUUCUUACACCGCUCAUCAGCAAGCUCUCCCCGUACCCUUCCUCUCCACUUCGGCGACCUCAGUCCGCAGACACCUACAUGUCACGGUCCUUAAACCCAGCGUUGGACGGGUUGUCCUAUGGCUUGUCGGGCCAGGAUAAAAGGGCGAGUGGCGGGGAGAUAGUGACAGGAAAAGGGGUCUCUCCAAUGUCUCACUCAUUUGCAAACUUUCACUAUCCGGGAGCAGGUGGACAGAACCUGACCAGGAGCCUCAUGAUGGAAAGCUCUGACUGCCACAGCAUCUUUGAGGAAUCCCCUGAAACAUCCAGAACCGACACGCCUGUAGAUAAGAUGUUGAGCUCGGGUGGAGUUCAGAAUACACGGCCCGCUUCGGCUCCAGGCGAGGAUGCACCGACAGCUGGACCCACUGACAGGAAUGAGUUACGUGACUCGACUGAGAAGUACGAGGAGUUUUACCGGCAGCGGCUUCGUGUGCAGCAGCACCUGGAGCAGAAGCAGCAGCAAAGGCAAAUGUACCAGCAGAUGCUGCUGGAGGGAGGGGUCCAGCAGGACCCCCCACCCAGCGACAUGCAGCACAGCCUCACAGAGAAGUUCCUGAACAGGUCCAUUCAGAAGCUAGAGGAGCUCAAUGUGGGGAUGGAGAACCUGGGAGAGGAGGUGAAAUCUCUGACCCAGCAGUGCAACGGGAACGGGAACACGCCCGCCUCCGAGGACAACAACAACCCUCCAUCUGUGACCCCGGAGCAGGACCGGAGCCUAGGGGGAGGGGUGGUCAGCAGCACCCCUCAGCGCAGCGUAGGGGGCAGUGCCGUCCCACCUCCAAAUGAGUCUCCUGUGGUGUCAAGUGGGCAGAAACCGAAAAGUCAUCAGAGCGACUCUCCUGGCUGUUUAUCCCGCAGUAAAGAGGGGGAUAAACCACAAAGCCUGUUUGUACCGGUACACACGCUGGAGGACACUCAGGCUGUCCGAGCUGUUGCCUUCCACCCGUCUGGUGCUCUGUACGCCGUGGGAUCCAACUCUAAAACGCUGCGGGUGUGCGCUUAUCCAGAAAAACUGAACUCCAGUGGUUCAAGUCCAACAAAGCAGCCGCCGGUUCGCUUCAAGAGGAACAAACACCACAAAGGCUCCAUCUAUUGUGUAGCCUGGAGUCACUGCGGACAGCUGCUGGCUACAGGCUCCAACGACAAAUACGUCAAGGUCCUGCCUUUCAGCGCAGAGACAUGCAACGCCACAGGACCGGACUUGGAGUUUAGCAUGCAUGAUGGUACCAUCAGAGACCUGGCCUUCAUGGAGGGCCCAGAAAGCGGAGGGGCCAUCCUGAUCAGCGCCGGAGCAGGAGACUGUAACAUCUACACUACGGACUGCCAGAGGGGACAAGGGCUGCACGCGCUCAGUGGACACACAGGUCACAUCCUGUCUCUGUACACUUGGGGAGGCUGGAUGAUCGCUUCGGGCUCUCAGGAUAAGACGGUGCGGUUCUGGGAUCUCAGGGUGCCCAGCUGUGUGAGAGUAGUGGGAACCGCUUUCCAUGGCUCAGGCAGCCCUGUCGCCUCUGUAGCGGUCGAUCCAAGUGGCCGUCUCCUAGCGACAGGACAGGAAGACAGUGCAUGCAUGCUGUAUGACAUCAGAGGAGGACGGAUCGUCCAGGUGUACCGGCCACACACAAGCGAUGUCCGAUCCGUAAGAUUUUCCCCUGGAGCACAUUACCUGCUUACUGGUUCCUAUGACACAAAGGUCAUAGUCACCAACCUUCAAGGUGACCUGACCAAACAGCUGCCCCAGACUGUAGUGGGAGAGCACGGUGACAAGGUGAUUCAGUGUCGAUGGCACACACAGGACCUGUCCUUCCUCUCCUCUUCUGCUGACCGCACCGUCACUUUGUGGACACACAACCCGUAAUACAAGCAAGAUGUAAACAAUGAGCACCAAAACAAUGAUUCUCUCUUCCUUUAUGAAUAGUCAUAUCCCUUCAACAUGCUCCCACAGACAGCUAAAUGAACCUUUCCGUUCAUCUUGUAAAUCAAGUGGGUAAAAACGCGGGGCACAUCAGAAGCACAUGUUGCAUGUUCCUUAUUAUCAUUGGGUUAAAAUAUUUGGUUAUUUAUUUUUCUUCCUUUUAUUCCUGAACCAUGUGAGACAUCCUCUAUCUUCACUCUUUGCAUACACAAAGUUCCCUUCUGCACGUCGUUGUCAUUGAAGAGUUGUUUGGGUUUAACGUCCAUGAUGGUGCCUUUUCAGUCUCCAUGACAAAAACAACACUAUGGCCGUUUUAAAAUCUUAUUUUAAAGAAUUUGUACAUUCCUUGCUUUUGCAUAUUGUUUCCUAACAGCCGCCGUGAUGCUGCUAUUGCUGAGGUAGAGAAAAACUGAUCGUAACGUAGGUAAUAUUUUGGUGUUGGUCACGAGCUUUUUCUGUCUGAUUCUGCAGAUAUUAUCGUAAAUCUGUUGAAUCGCUCAUCUGUUCCUCUCCUUUGGGAUAUCCAACAUCUCUAUCGAAAGGAAUUGCUGCAGCCCAGAAUGUGUAAAUUACCUGGCGAGUUGGUUUUUAAUUUGGAACCAGUGUUUGUUGUUGUUUUGUUUUUUUUAAGCUAGCGCUUUAGCUAAUGUCUAGCAGUGGCUUGCUUGCAAAAAGGACCUUUUAAUAUUUCAGCAUUGAGGAAAUGUACAGUAUUCACGUUUCAGCUGCACAUUCAUGUUUUCAGUGGGAAGCGCUGGUUUGUCUGCUGCUGUUGUAGUGCGUUACAAGUAGGUGUCAGUCUUAGUCUAACUUUAUGCACAAUGAGGUCUGGAUGGAAGCACGGGUGUUUUCAUAUUUAUUUAGAAACUUUAUUUGGGGCAUACGCAUUGUUUUUAUAUCUGUUUUCAUUAACCCUGUCUUUUAGCAGUCAGAUUUACUUAAAAAUAUGCAUAUUUAAGUUUUUUUUGUUAUUAUAGAGUAUAUUGUUUUCAGAGAUGAGGCCAAACUAACACAUAGAUGUAUUUAUUUCAGUAUUUAUGUAUGUAUGUAUGUAUGUACAGUUAUUUGUUUAUGAAAUGCUGACGGUUCUUGAAUUAAGCCUUUCUAAUUCCUGUUUUAAAAUAAGUAACUCAAAUGAACCGAAGCUCGAUGAGGUCAGAUUGCCGGUACGUUCAAUAAAGUGUCUUUUACACAAA